Fusarium oxysporum Fo47 is the source of this 1767-nucleotide messenger RNA. RefSeq names its product beta-lactamase/transpeptidase-like protein. The transcript is spliced from 4 exons. NCBI's taxonomy places the organism in Eukaryota, Fungi, Ascomycota, Sordariomycetes, Hypocreales, Nectriaceae. Bases 1 to 1767 code for a protein of 588 amino acids. The record is from RefSeq and is a predicted model, not a curated record.
AUGAACUACCUUACUCUUGUCCUUUCUUUGGGCCUUGCUACCUUACCGCAGCAGGCCAAUGCUCAAGAGACCCCAUGCCCUCUCCUAGGUGCCAUCUUUCCGCCCGUCCAGCAUCCGAUCAAGUCCAGUGCUUUUUCAGACACAAUUGCCCAGCUCAACGCCACCUUCAACGAGCUUGACCGUAAUGGCACUCUCGAGGGGUUCAACACUACCUUCUACAUCCAGGCCUUCUCCGCUUCGGACACCCUUUUCCAACAUGGAUACGUCCCUCCCUCCAUGAAAGGUUUCUUGACUUCAGGGAGUCUCAACGAGGAUACCGUGUUCCGCGUGGGUAGCGUUUCGAAGCUUCUUACAGUCUAUACCCUGCUCGCCGAGGUUGGAAUGAAGCGAAUGAACGAUCCCGUGACGAAGUGGGUGCCUGAGCUAGCCCAUGCAGCCAGGAAGAACAAGGGGGAUCCCACCCGCAAAGUACAGUGGGAUGAGGUUACUAUCGGGCAGCUCUCCGGGCAUCUAGCAGGCAUCAGCCGGAACUUUGGUUUCUUCGAUAUGAGUUCCGUCAUCGAAUCUACUAACCAGAAUCCCGAGUUAUAUGGUCUCCCCAUCCUAAAUAAAAAAGAGAAACCACACUGCAGUGUCUCAGAUCCAUCUCUGAGACCUUGCUCUCGCAAAGAGUUUUUCCAGGGUAUCACGGCUCCAACCUUCUUACCCAUCACCUCCACUGCAAAUACCCCCGUGUACUCCAACGUCGCGUACCAAAUACUCGCCUAUGCUCUCGAGGGCAUGACUAGAAAGCCAUUCAAGAAGUCUUUUCAAUCCUCCCUGCUCGAUCCUCUCUCCAUGAAGCGUACAGGACUGGAGGCCCCCAAGAACAAGGAGAACGCCAUGAUCCCCGAGAAUGAACAGCUCUCGUGGUGGAACGUUACCACAGCAGAUGGUAGCCCCUAUGGCGGCAUGUUUUCCACAGCUGCAGACCUCACACGCCUCGGUCAAUCUAUCCUCAACUCUUCUAUACUCAGCCCGUCCGAAACCCGCUCCUGGAUGAAGCCCAUUACCCAUACCGCGGAUGUCCACAUGUCCGUUGGUAUGCCUUGGGAGAUCCGGCGCACGUACAUCCCCCUCGGCCGCAGCGGAGCCCGGGUCGUCGAUCUUUACACAAAGAACGGCGCCAUUGGCCUUUACACUGCGAUUUUUGUCCUUUCACCGGACCACGAGAUUGGCUACGUGGCGCUGAUCGCAGGAGCUAACCGUGCCUACCUGUUAAGCUACCUUCCUGACCUCCUCGCACAAACACUACUGCCAGCCGCCGAGAACGCGGCCCGUGACACCGCCGUUAAGCGGUUUGCUGGCACCUUCAAGGGCCCCAAGAGUCAGCUGACAGUCACUAUGGAUGAUACGCUCGUGGUACGCAACUGGACCCGCGGCGACGUGGAUGUGAUAGCCAUGCAAGCCGCGCUUACAUGGCCAGGGUUAGAUAUAACACCGGUGCUAAGGCUAUACCCGAUGGGAUUGGAAGGAAAUAAGAGAAUGUCUUUCCGAGGUGUUUUUGAAGCUCAAGCCGUAAAUGAGUCUACAGCAGAGGCUGAGACGAACGCGAUAGAUGCGAACAUUGGUCCUUUCAGUGGUGGGUGCCUGUCAUGGGGAGGAGUUGACUCGUUGACCUAUGGCAACAUUGGGGUUGAUGAUUUCGAAUUUGAGGUUGAUGGGGAUGGUAACGCAACUGGCCUUGUACCAAGGGUGAUGAGGGAAACUCUAGAGAAGGUUGGUUAA